Messenger RNA from Temnothorax curvispinosus, 3891 nucleotides. RefSeq names its product sodium-coupled monocarboxylate transporter 1-like. Gene Ontology annotation, biological process: sodium ion transport; transmembrane transport. The record is from RefSeq and is a predicted model, not a curated record. Gene Ontology annotation, molecular function: symporter activity. Gene Ontology annotation, cellular component: membrane. NCBI's taxonomy places the organism in Eukaryota, Metazoa, Arthropoda, Insecta, Hymenoptera, Formicidae. The transcript has 9 exons. The coding region runs from base 567 to 2369 and encodes 600 amino acids.
CUGAUCGUGAUAACAAAACAUGUUUCUACCUCGGUAUCUCUCAUAUUCGACAGGAAUCUCAUGUGCGAUCGUUCUUAUGGGACACGUCACUGCGUUAUCGCGAAGGAUAUACGACCGAAAGUUCGUGCAAAUUUUUGACAAACAAGCCAGCGACGAUAUCGGUGAUGAAAUUAAUUUUGGCGCAGAGUGCAGCAUAAAGACGCCUGCCUAUUUAAGGAUUCUCGUCUAUUUACGAGCCGCAGGGUUUUAUCUGCGGUGCCGUAAAUCAAGCUGAUACAGCUGAAUAUCGGCCUAACAUAUAGCAUCGCAUUUCACGUCAUCAUUGCCAGUGGGUAUGCAGAUUUCGUUCGGUACUUUUCCAAAUUCCAGCGAGGCUGUUUUAUUAUUAGAUACAUACAUGAUUAGAUCGUGGACGCGUAAACGACACUUUUCCGAAAUUCAGUCGCUUUGUUGCCGGCGCAGUACGUUACUCCAGACACUAAUGCGGAACUUAGAGCGCUCUACAGUAAGAAGAAAGUAAUCGAAAUAUUCCCUUAACGCGAAUCUUUUGAGCUAGUGAAUUCAGGAUGAACGUCAAUGGCACGGAUCCGUUUUUCGCUGGCCACGAGCUGAAAGAACUCACUUUCGGAUGGACCGAUUAUACCCUGUUCGGCGGUCUGCUGGGUAUCAGCGUUCUCAUCGGCAUCUACUUCGGUUUCUUCAGCACGAAGCAGGACAACACCACCGAGUACCUACUCGGCGGAAAAACUAUGUCCUUUCUUCCAAUUAGCAUGAGCCUGAUAGCGAGUCACAUAUCAGGCGUGUCUUUGCUCGGCGUCCCCUCCGAGGUGUACCAAUAUGGAACUCAAUACGCGGUGUGCAUUUUCACAUCCUUCAUCAGCUGUUUCAUAAUCGUAAGCGUAUACCUGCCGGUAUUUUACAAGCUGCAGCUGACGAGCACUUUCGAAUAUCUGGAAAUGAGAUUCGCCAGGCCGGUCCGGCAAUUAGCGUCUUUUCUCUACACCCUCGCGCUGGUCAUCUACGUGCCGUUGAUAAUCUACGUGCCGGCGUUAGCCUUCUCGCAAGCAACCGGGAUGAAUCUGCAUUACGUCGCGCCGGUGAUAUGCAUGGUGUGCAUCUUCUACACGACCAUCGGAGGUCUGAAGGCUGUCGUAUGGGCGGAUACGGUUCAGAUGACGGUGACUGUCGGAAGUCUCAUUGCCGUUUUGAUACUGGGAACGAUUGCCGUGGGCGGCGUCGGUGAGACCUGGAGGAUAGCCGAGAAGGGCGGUAGAAUUGUGUUUUGGAAUAUGGAUCCCAGUCCUUUCACCAGAAAUUCGUUCUGGGGCAUGUCAGUGGGAAUGGUAAUGACAUGGCUGGCAGGGUUGGGCAUCAGCCAGGUUUCUAUGCAAAGAUUUCUGGCAGUACCUACUAUCAAAGAAGCGCAAAAGUCGAUAUGGGUCCUGGCUGUGGGCCUAAUAUUUGUAAAACUGAUUUCCGUUUUCACCGGCCUCACGAUGUACGCCAGAUAUCACAAAUGCGAUCCCAUAACGGCACAUGUGGUAGCAAGGAGCGACAAGAUAUUGCCGUAUUACGUGCUGGACGUAGCCGCGAACGUUCCGGGACUUCCUGGCCUCUUUCUCGCCGGUCUGGUUAGCGCCGGUCUCUCGACGAUGAGCGCCGGGUUGAACACAGUCACCGGCACGAUUUACGAGGAUUUCAUCGAUCCCUGGAUGCCAGAGAGUAACGACAAAGAGACUAGAGCCGCCAACAUUAUGAAGAUCACGGUGGUACUCCUGGGCAUCCUGUGCGUGGGCAUGGUGUUCCUCGUGGACCGUCUCGGCGACAUCUUCCAGCUGUCACUGACCGUGACCGGUAUCACGGCCGGCGCGAUGCUGGGUCUGUUCUCGCUGGGGAUGUUGAUGCCCUGGGCGACGACCAAGGGAGCGGUGGCCGGCGGACUGGUCUCGAUGGUGACGAUGAUCUGGAUCAUCGUCGGCGCACAAUGGCACAUGGCCAAUCGCCGUCUCUAUUACCAGCCGCUUCCCUCCACGACGGAGGGCUGCCUGAACGGGCCCGGUCUGUUUAAUCGUACGACUGUAAUGACGACCACGCAGAAUCCGACGCAAGUCGAGUCUGUAGACGCACCUUUCUUCAUGUACAGGAUAUCCUUCAUGUACUAUACGCUGCUGGGGGCUCUAAUCGUGAUGGUGAUCGGCACGGUAGUCAGCUUCCUCUGCGGCGCUCCUGAUUUAAGCGACAUUAACCCAGAUCACUUUCCACCGUUCAUGACCAGAUUUUUCCCACCGAAAAAAUACAUGGAAGUGUCGUUACAUACGGUGCCAACAGCGUUGGUAACUAAUCCAGAGAAAGAAGAACUGAAAUCUUGAAACGUGUAUAUUUGAUUCCAUCCUUACUUGUUCUCCGUGACCUUACAAGACUUGAUUAAAACACACAUACAUGCACGCACACAAUAUAAAUGUCCUUAAACGUUUGAAAAAUCGUUCGAUUACAAAUUCUAUGAUCUCUCUGUAACAAUAUUACGUAUUCUCUAUAUCAAAUACAUUUAGUACGUAAAGAAAAAAAACUUCUAUCGAAAUCUAGUUUCCACCGAAUAAAUUUAGGCCAGUUCACAAGCUUUCAAUAUAUCAACAUAUUGAUACUAAGAUGUUUAGAGAGAGAUUUCCGUAAACCGUCCGAGGAAGAAAGGCUCCAAUCAAUAAAUUCUUAACGACAUAAAUUGUACGGGGGACAGCGAUCGACAGACAAGCGGACGCAUUUGUCCGGGAGAGAUAACUGCAUCUAACCGGCCUCGUCCUCGGAGUUGAAAGCACCCAUUAGAACGUCGAUGAGGGUGUCAAAUUGACUAGAUUAUAUAUCUGCCCCACGCAUCUCAAUACAAACAAGUCCCCGGCUCCAUCUGAAACAUCUGGAGGAACGAUGCCUAUCGGAUUAGAGAAUGUAAAUGCUGCGGGAGUUUUUGUCGAGUCAUUCGUUGAGUCUCUCUCUUUAAAAUCCGCGAUGGAUCGAUCGGUGUGUGUGCCAGAGCGUGCCGUCGCGCAGCGGACUUGUGACAAAUUUCCAAGACUUUUCUCGUCUCUCGAGAGAGACGCGCGAGACCACCAACUUGACGGGAGAGGGGUCGGAGGGGGGGGGGGACUUAUCAUUUCGAAUUCGGGACGACGAAAGGGAGGACCCUUAUCAGCGAUCGCCAACUCGCAGAAGACGUAUAGGAAACCCCCGAUCGACUGUUCCUCGCGGGAGAACAUUCCACGUCUCCAGCGGAGAAACGACGCUUCUGUCUCGAAGCGGGCGACCACAUUCCACCGCGGAACGGUUUUAUUUUAUUGGACUGAAAGGUGUCAAAUAUAGGCGGCAGAGACCCAUCUACUUACAUACCGAUGCGCGAGUUUCGGGGAACCUCCCCCCGUCUAGUUCUCCUCGCCGCGUUCCCCCUUUCUAUCCGGUCUGAUUUCAACGUGUGGGUAAAAUCCCGAACUGAGAAGGACCCGGCCUCGCAUUGUGGGCCGGGUGACAGAUUUUUGACAGAUUCUGUCUGAUUUGGUGUCGAGUGACAGACCUGAGAGGCCCGAUCGCACAGCCUCCUCGUGGUUGACGUUGUCGUAUAUCGCCCCUCUUUAUACACCAAGUAUCUCUUGAAAGCGGCGCUUGGUUAUGCCCCGCCCUCGGUAAUCCUUCGUGCCAAUUAUUAUUUUUUUAUUUAUCAAGAUAGAGCGAUUGGAGAGUGAACCCGAUGAAAAAAUAAGCCUAUAUCGAAAGCAAAAAAUAAUGCGUCAAAUCUAGGAGUCACGUAAUAAAGUGACGAAAAUUAAGAAUAUUGUGCGCAGAAAAUAGCUACCAAUCUAUUGUUGGAAAAAUUAUUCGAAGAUGCUUCACGUUAAUUCUACUAUA